GAUCUGUGAAAUUCAAAAUAUAGUUGCGCAUCGAUGAAAUAUAUACAUUUUUUGGUGUAUCGCAUAAAGGACGCUACGUAAGCUAUCUUGGUUUAAUACAGGGGUCUCCAAACUUUCCAAACUACUAUUUUUUCGAUAUAGAAUCCACUGGUAAAUUAUUGCCCUUUUUCCUUUUUUUUAUGAAUCAUACUGUAUACGCAGUCAAUGAGUUCUAGGAAUACAUUUUUAUUUAGUCUAUGAGUGGCUGAUAGAUAGAUAUCAAUAUAAUGUAUUUAUCUUAUUUACUUACGUACUAGAUAAGUGCCUAUAUAAAGAUAACUAUAGGUGAUUUUCUUGAAACUAAGCCUUUUAUUAUUAAGAAUCCAAGGAAGCAAAUGAUGAAACUCAUAAGCCUUAUUAUUCUUUGCGUUCCUACCUUGGUCUUAUGUGGAACUUGUCAAUACUCUGAUGAUACGGAUACGUUCAGUUGCAAUGGCAUCACUCAAGACGAAUUUCUUUAUGAAUUAUUUAAACACCGAAGUACAAUAAAUUUGAUCAGGCAUGUCAUCAUUACAAAUUCUAACUACGUUACAAUUGAAGAGUUUCCCAAUUUCAAGAGUUCUUAUGUAAGCUAUCUUUCUAUACGCAAUUCCUCUAUUCAACAGAUUAGCGAUGGAGCUUUUCAAGUGUUGACCAGAUUAGACACAUUAGAUUUAAGUCAAAAUAAUUUGAAAGAUUUAAAAUUCACAAAAACUUUGCCGGAUUCAAUAAGAACAAUAAUUUUGAGUCAAAAUAGUUUAGAACAAUUAGAUCUAAGCCAAAUUUAUGGUCUUGAUAAUUAUUUUAAACAUUUAGAUUUAAGUAAAAAUGAAAUCUCUUCUAUUCUACCAGCCAUACAUUCAGUUACUUUAAAUUCUAUUAAUUUGAGUUAUAAUAAGCUUACAAACUUUAAUGAAACCAACUUAAAUUCUGAUUUUAAAUCAUUAAAUCUUAGCUUUAAUUUACUAGAAAAUAUUGAAAUUACAAAUAAUAAAAACGUUCUCGCUAUAGUGGGAAAUAAUAUUUCAUCUAUAAAUUCGAAUAACGAUUUGAGUAUUAAGGAAUUUUACUCAAAUUUUAUACCGAACAAUUCAUUAUCUCAUAAUUCUAUUUUUAGUGUAACUAAUACAUUUUUAGGGUCCUUAAACGAUGAGAAAAAAUUAAAUUUACAAUUAUACGGUUCUUCUGAUAUUGAUUUUUCAAGAACAAACUUGUCAGAUAUUUCCGAAAAUUAUUUUCAAAAUAUGGAGAUCGGAAAAUUAAACUUGAGUUAUAAUAAUCUUAAUAUUUUAAAUAAACCAUUAUUUUCAGGUUCUUCUAUAGACACAUUAGAUUUGUCAAAUUCUGGAAUAAUAAAUAUAACAAAGGAAGUUUUUGAUAGUUCUAGUAGAUUCAGUUAUAGUUUUUCGUUAAAUUUAUCGAGAAAUAUACUUGAAGAAACUGUAGCUUUAUGUGAAACAUUAAAAAAGCUUACUAGCCUUGAUUUAUCAAUGAAUUUCAUAACACAAUUAAAAUCUGAAUUAUUUCAAAAUUGUAACUCAUUAAGAUUUUUGGAUUUAAAUGAAAAUAUUAUAACCCAUAUUGGUUCCGAUGAUUUUAAACACAUAAAUAAUUUAGAAACAUUAAUACUGACUAAAAAUAAAAUAUCCACUAUUGACAGUAAGGCUUUUGAGAAUUUAAGUUCGUUGAAAACAUUGGAUUUGUCAAAUAAUAUAAUAGAAAAUAUCGGAGAAUAUGCAUUUUCAAGCUUAAAUUCUUUAAUCACAAUAAAUUUAUCAUUUAACCGAUUAAAACAUUUAGAAUCUGAUACUUUUGUAAAUUUAAAUAUACAAAAUUUAUAUUUGCAAGGAAACGAUAUUAGAUAUAUAAAAUCAAAAGCAUUUGACGGUUUAUAUAAGCUACGUUUAUUAAAUCUGUCGAAUAUUGGUUUAACCACUUUAGAAAACGACGUUUUCUAUAAUAUGAGUAGCAUAAACAUUAUUGAUUUAAGUAACAAUUAUUUAACUGUAUUGGAUAAUAACACGUUUACAAAUUUACCCUUAACGGAAUUAAACUUAAGUAACAAUAAAAUAGUAGAGAUACGAACAGGUGCUUUUCGAAAUUUAAAUAAUUUGAACAAUUUAAAUAUGUCAAACCUUAGUAUUAAUAAUUUAGAACCGUUUGCUUUUUCAUAUCUUCAAAAUUUGCAGUCGAUAGACUUGAGAAACAAUAAUUUUACAGGAAUUCAACCCAAUGUCUUUAAAAAUAUAAAAUCGCAGAACAUGUACUUGAAUGGAAUAUCAGAACCAGUUCAUUUAGACGAUACAGUUGUAAUAACAACCUUAAUUUUGCAAUUUAAUGGAGUAUUAGAGGAAAGAACGAUUUCAAAUGUUAAUUUAAAAAAUCUACGUUUAGUAGACUCUCAAAUAGACGAAAUGAAAAAUAAUUGUUUACUAGGAAGUUACGGUUUAACACAAUUACUUAUUAAUAAUUCCACUAUUUCUUCAAUUGAAUCAAAUGCACUCGCUGGUUUAUUUAGUUUGUUAAAUUUAGAUGCUUCAAUAUUAUUUAAAAAUAAAGAAAUUUUGGAAGCAAAUGUUUUUAAAGAAUUAAAUAGUUUAAAAAUUCUCAAACUAUCUGAUACUAAAAUUAAUCAAAUCGAUGAUGAAACAUUUUCUGGACUUUCUAGUUUAGAAGAAUUAUAUUUAGAUGGAAAUGAUUUAAAUUCUAUUAAUAUAGAUACUUUUGCACCCUUAAAAUCAUCUCUUGUUAUUUUAGAUUUGUCGAGAAAUUCGUUUGAAACAUUUAAUUUAUCAGACAUAAAUUAUUUGUCAAAAUUAAGGACUCUAAAUGUUAGUUGUUCACCAACCAUACGUAAUUUAGUUAACUCACAUGAUUCACUUCCAAACUCAAUUGAAAACUUGUAUCUUUUUGAUAAUUCUAUUACUUCUUUGAACGCGGAUAUAUUUAAACCAUUUGAAAAUUUAAGAGAAUUAUUUUUAAAUGGUAAUUCAUUGACAACUAUCAGUUUUCAAACAUUUAAUUACACAAAAAACUUAGAAGAGUUAAGAUUAGACAGAAAUUCAAUAAGCAGCUUAUCAUAUGGACAAUUAGAUGGACUAGAAAAUUUAUUAAGUCUCAAUAUUUCUAGUAAUACUAAUUUAUUCUCAUAUUCUGGACAAAUUACCAAUUUGGUUUCAUUAAAAAAUAUAAGAUCGCUUUAUUUGGAUAAUACGAAUAUAGGUGAUAAUUUAAUAUAUAAUAACAUAAACCGUUAUUUUCCUUAUUUAAAACGGAUUACUAUAAAUAACAAUAGUUUCAGUUGUUCUUUUCUAUCUGGCAUGUUAAUAUAUUUCAAUUCUUAUGAGUACAAUUAUAAUCCAUAUAAUCCCAGAUUUGAUGUUCAAAACAUAAAUGGUAUCACUUGUAAAUAGGUAAAUGGUUAUUAUUUGUAAAUAAAUAAUGAAACCCCAA
Molecule: messenger RNA, 3471 nt
Organism: Psylliodes chrysocephalus
Lineage: Eukaryota; Metazoa; Arthropoda; Insecta; Coleoptera; Chrysomelidae
Source: the annotation of a GenBank genome assembly